Molecule: messenger RNA, 1524 nt
Organism: Trypanosoma cruzi
Lineage: Eukaryota; Euglenozoa; Kinetoplastea; Trypanosomatida; Trypanosomatidae
Product: mucin-associated surface protein (MASP), putative
Exons: 1
Coding region: 1-1524 (507 amino acids)
Source: RefSeq, a predicted model, not a curated record
AUGGCGAUGAUGAUGACUGGCCGUGUGCUGCUGGUGUGUGCCCUCUGCGUGCUGUGGUGCGGUGCCGGCGGGGUUUAUGCGAGGAACCCUGACAGCAAUUCACUGGGCGGCCACAUGGCGUCGAGAGGGUUUGGAAGGAAUACGUCGUUUUUGUCAAACGGAUCUAUUAAAAACUUAUCCACACCGCUUUUGCUGUCAGCAUCGUUUAUCUCUGCUAUGCAAGCCGAAGCUCGUGAAGAAGUUUCUUCUCCAGGAGUUACUAAUUUACCUUUAAGUGGAGCCACGGUUCUUAGUCCUGCUUUUUCCGGUCUUGGUGCUUCCAGUCCCCGUCCCACUGUUCCCGGUCAUGGUACCCCUAUUCCUGGUGCUGCUUUUCCCGGUACUUCUGGCGCUGGUCCUAUUCCUGAUGUUGCUGUUCCCAGUCCAGGUCCUUCUGUUCUUCCCGGUCAUGUUCCUGCUAUUACUGGUCCUACCAGUCAUGGUCCCGGUGCUGCUGCUUUUUCCGGUCUUGGUGCUGCUAUUCCUGGUGCUGCUGAUCCCGGUGCUGCCAUUCCUGGUGCUAUUCCUGGCCCUGGUUCUGUUCGUGGUGCUGCUGUUCAUGGUCAUGUUCCUGCUAUUACUGGUCGUACCGGUGCUGGUCCCGGUCAUGCUGCUGGUCCUGCUCCUGGCCCUGGUUCUGUUCGUGGUCCUGGUGCUAUUCCUGGUGCUGCUGCUUUUUCCGGUCUUGGUGCUGCUGGUCCUGGUGCUGCUGGUCCUGGUCCUCUUCGUGAUCCUGCUUUUCCCGGUCCUGAUGCUAAUAUUCCUGUUUCUGUUCUUCCCGGUCAUGGUACUCCUAUUACUGGUGCUGCUGGUCCCGGUGCUGCUGCUUUUUCCGGUCCUGGUGCUGCCAUUCCUGGUGCUAUUCCUGGCCCUGGUUCUGUUCGUGGUCCUGCUCUUUCCGGUCUUGUUCCUGCUGUUCCCGGUGCUGGCCAUUCGGUUGGUGGUGGAAGUGAACUUCCGGACUCUCGCUCUGUCGUUACUUCCUCAAGUCAAGGUGGUAAUGGAAAAAUAGCCCCGGUCAGUGUUUCAUCCGAUGAGCAGAUUGCAUCCCCAGAGGAAGUUUUGGCACAAAAAGAAACAGGGAGUCAGGGCACCUCUUCGCCCGAAGGACAGCCAACGGUGUCAUCCAACACUGAAAAGCAAAGAAACAAUUCUGCCUCAGCAGGGGGUCACAGUCUUGGCCACGACGCCGCGGGAGACGAACUCCAAGACUCUUUGGAAGAACAACAGAAAAAUGACCAUUCACAAACGAACGAGACAAAAAAAUCACCAGGGGACCAAAAUACAGAAUCCCAAAGCAGUGGAGGAGCACUCUCGGAAGUAUCCAAUACAACAACGCAUGGGAUAAAAACUCAAGAGCCAAAGACAAAUUCAGUAAAUGAGAAGAACUACAGUCAAAACACGGAUGCAUCCCACACCACCUCCCCUCUUUUGCUUCUUCUUGUUGUUGCGUGUGCUGCUGCAGCUGCGGUGGUGGCCGCGUGA